UUGGAAUGGCAUACCAUUUGACCUUUCGAAGGUUCUCCAGCAGUAUUUAACUGGCGCAAAAGGAGCACACUCGCAAUCGUCUACUUUUGACAUGACAGACCCUCCUGUUAGGUCACACAAUGUUCAAAAGGCAGAAGUCCCUCGCUUCAGAACGCAAGAGAGGAUUAUUUUCCCAAAGAGCUACACGGUUCAUACUGAGGGAUGAUAUGAGAAAUUUUCACUUUUUGUCAAAACUUGUACUCUCAGCGGGCCCUCUAAAACCAACGCCAGCAGUCAAACAUUCAAAAACAACUCACUUUGAGAUUGAAAUACUUGAUGCUCAAACAAGGAAACAGAUAUGUAUUCUGGAUAAGGUGACACAAUCAUCUACUAUUCAUGAUGUUAAGCAAAAGUUUCACAAAGCAUGUCCAAAGUGGUACCCUUCUCGAGUUGGUCUGCAGCUAGAAUGUGGUGGGCCUUUUUUGAAGGACUACAUUACCAUUCAAAGUAUUGCAGCUUCCUCCAUUGUCACGCUGUAUGCUACAGAUCUAGGUCAACAAGUCAGCUGGACCACAGUAUUUUUGGCUGAAUACACAGGACCUCUGCUAAUAUACCUCCUCUUUUAUUUGAGGAUCCCAUGUAUAUAUGAUGGAAAAGAGAGUGCUAGAAGAUUACGCCACCCAGUGGUACAAAAUUGUGAAUGCAACUGUUAUCAACUAUCAAAUAACUACCAAAACAUGAGAAAAAAUGUAAAAUAUGGACAUGGAAAAAGUUGUGCCUUUUACUGGGGAUUUACUUCUUGGAUUGCCUACUACAUUAAUCAUCCACUGUAUACACCACCAUCAUUUGGAAACAGGCAAAUCACAGUAUCUGCUAUCAAUUUUCUGAUUUGUGAAGCUGGGAAUCAUUUCAUUAAUGUAAUGUUGUCUCAUCCCAAUCACACAGGAAACAAUGCCUGUUUCCCAAGUCCAAAUUAUAACCCCUUCACAUGGAUGUUUUUCCUGGUUUCAUGUCCUAACUACACCUAUGAGAUUGGAUCAUGGAUUAGUUUCACAGUCAUGACACAAACACUGCCAGUUGGAAUUUUUACACUUCUGAUGAGUAUCCAGAUGUCUUUGUGGGCACAAAAGAAACAUAAGAUUUAUCUGAGAAAAUUCAGUUCAUAUAUUCAUAGAAAAUCAGCAAUGAUUCCACUCAUAUUGUAAAAAAAAAAAAAAAAAAAAAACUCCUAUAGAAAAUGGCAACAUAUAAAUUCAAUAAAUAAGACUUAAUUAAGGAUAGUUAACUAUUAUACUCCAACAAUUCAUGAGCAACAGUAUAUACACUGAGUAAAAAUACAGUAAAAUUUCACUAAAUUUAGAGUAAUGCACAUGGUAAUAAAAAGUAUAAAUUAUAAAUGCAAUUAACUAAGAACAGCUCUGAAUGUAUUUGCAUGGGAUUGGUCCUUGAAUAAAAUUGUCUUACUUCAUUAAUACUUCACAAUACUAUUUGCAUAAGGCAAAAUAUCACAACAAAGAAACAACCUGAUUAAAAAAUGAAAAAGUGAUCUGAACAGACAUUUCCCAGAAGAAGACAUAUACAUGGCAAAUAAGUAUAUGUUUAAAACACUCAACAUUAACUAUUCAUAACGGAAAUGUAAAUCAAAACCACAAUGAGAUAUCAUCUCAUCCUAAUUAGGGUGACUAUUAUCAAAAAGAUAAAAAAAAAUGACAGCCGUUGUGGCUCAUGUCUGUAAUCC
Molecule: messenger RNA, 1717 nt
Organism: Mandrillus leucophaeus (drill)
Lineage: Eukaryota; Metazoa; Chordata; Mammalia; Primates; Cercopithecidae
Gene: TECRL
Product: trans-2,3-enoyl-CoA reductase-like
Exons: 12
Coding region: 120-1184 (354 amino acids)
Biological process (GO): very long-chain fatty acid biosynthetic process
Molecular function (GO): oxidoreductase activity, acting on the CH-CH group of donors
Source: RefSeq, a predicted model, not a curated record